This is a messenger RNA of Apis dorsata (giant honeybee), 2321 nucleotides long. It is a transcript of the gene Trap1, whose product is annotated as heat shock protein 75 kDa, mitochondrial. The record is from RefSeq and is a predicted model, not a curated record. Gene Ontology annotation, cellular component: mitochondrial inner membrane. Gene Ontology annotation, molecular function: protein kinase binding; ATP hydrolysis activity; ATP-dependent protein folding chaperone. Lineage: Eukaryota; Metazoa; Arthropoda; Insecta; Hymenoptera; Apidae. The transcript has 13 exons. Gene Ontology annotation, biological process: protein folding. The coding region runs from base 138 to 2219 and encodes 693 amino acids.
GUAACAUUGAAAUUGAUAUCAAAAUGAUAAAGAAGUUCUAAAAAAUACAUUGAAUGGUCUAUUCGUUGAAGUCUCGUUUUUUCGAUCUAUAAUCACGUGUAAAACGUGUGUGGAAAUUUUCUAGUUAUUUCGAAAGCAUGGCUACUGUUCAUAAAUUGCGGCUUGCAAUUAAAUUUGGAAAAAAUCUUUCAAGACCAUUGAGUCGAAGCUUUGAAAGAAAAAUUUUAGAAAAACAAUGUCAACGGUGUUUAGCUAUAAAUACAAAUAUCUUGGCGCAAAACUUUUCAUCUCAAACAGCAACUCAAACCACUGAAAUUCAUAAUAUUAUAAAAGAUGUUGAGAAAUCUACAGAGGAAGGUGUUAAACAUGAAUUUCGAUCAGAAACACAAAUGCUUUUACAAAUUGUUGCCAAAUCCUUAUAUUCAAAUAAAGAGGUAUUUCUUCGUGAAUUAAUUUCUAAUGCGAGUGAUGCACUUGAAAAAUUAAGAUAUAUACGUUUAAGUGAUUCCAAAGCUGCAGAAGUUAUUGGUGAUCGAAGUUUAGAAAUUCACCUUGGUACUGAUAAACAAAAUAGAACUCUUAUAAUUCAGGAUACAGGAAUUGGUAUGACUCGUGAAGAAUUAAUAUCAAAUUUAGGAACAAUAGCUCGGUCUGGUUCCAGAGCCUUCAUAGAAAAAUUAAAAGAGAAGCAAAAUAUUGGGGAUUCAUCUAAUAUUAUUGGACAAUUUGGAGUUGGUUUUUAUAGUGCUUUUAUGGUUGCUGAUAAAGUAGAAGUUUUUACAAAAUCAUAUGCAAAAGAUGCUGAAGAUCUUUAUUGGGUUUCUGAUGGUUCUAAUACAUUUAACAUCUCAAAAGCUGAAGAAGUUCAACCUGGAACAAAAAUUGUUAUACACUUAAAUAUGGAAUGCCGGCAAUUUAGUGAUGAAGAUACAAUUAAUCGUCUCAUUACUAAGUAUAGCAACUUUAUCAACAGUCCUAUUUAUGUUAAUGGCAAAAGAAUUAAUACUGUACAGCCAUUAUGGAUGCUUGAUCCAAAAGAUAUUACAUCUCUACAACAUAAGGAAUUUUAUAGAUUUAUUGGAAAUUGUUUUGAUUCUCCACGAUUUAUAUUACAAUACUCAACCGAUGUUCCACUUAAUAUAAGAGCUUUAUUAUAUUUUCCGGAACAGAAACCACCAUUAUUUGAUUUUUCUAAAGGUGAAACAAGUGGUAUCUCAUUAUAUAGCCGUAAAGUUUUAAUAAAAAAUAAAGUGGAAAAUAUUUUACCAAAUUGGAUGCGUUUCAUUGUUGGAGUGGUCGAUUCUGAAGAUAUUCCUCUUAAUUUAAGUCGCGAAUUAUUACAGAAUAGUAGUUUAAUUGGAAAAUUACGUAGUGUUCUAACUACACGAAUUUUAAAGUUUCUGAAUGAAAAAUCUCAGAAACAAAUUGAAGAUUAUAACAAAUUUUAUAAAGAUUAUAGUAUUUUUUUAAAAGAAGGUAUUGUGAGUACUGAUGUUCAGGAAGAAAAGGAAGCAAUAGCCAAUCUUUUACGAUUUGAAUCUUCUGCAAUGGCACCAGGUGAAUCAAUAAGUCUCGAAGAUUAUUCUAAACGUAUGCCUCCCGAUCAGAAAAAAAUCUAUUAUUUGUUAGCGCCAAGCCGCCAAUUAGCUGAACAAUCACCAUAUUAUGAAUCUCUAAAGAAACGUAACGUUGAAGUACUUUUUUGUUAUGAGGCAUAUGAUGAUGUUAUUUUCUUAAAUUUAAGAAAAUUUAAAUCUCAUACUUUAACUUCUGUUGAAGAAAAUUUAUGCGAAUCAAAUUCAAAAUCUGAUAGUCCUCAUAUUAUUAAUCAAGGUGAUAUUAAUAAUCUUAUGACUUAUAUGAGAAAAGUAUUAUCUGGAAAAGCAUAUGAUAUUAAGAUAACAACUCGACUUGAGUCACAUCCGUGUAUAAUUACAGUCCAAGAGAUGGCAAGUGCAAGACAUUUUGCCCGCGUACAAACUCGUCAAUUCGGAGAUGAAAUGUUAUAUUCUCUGCUUCGGCCAUGUUUUGAAAUAAACCCUAAUCAUUUUCUUAUCAAAAAACUUUGUGAAUUAAUAAAUAAUAAUACAAAAUUAGCGGAUCUUCUUAUAAAACAGUUAUUCACUAAUAGUAUGGUAGAAGCUGGUUUAAUUGACAAUCCACGUAUAUUAUUAGCAUCAAUGAAUGAAUUAUUGACUUUAGCAUUAGAAAAAAAUUAGUUUUGUAAUUUAAAAAAAAUUUGCAACAAUAUUUUUUUUAUAAGUUAUAGAUUUAUUGUAUAUAAUACAACCAUUUUAAAUAAAGUAAUUAUUUGAUAAUUA